Exophiala xenobiotica is the source of this 450-nucleotide messenger RNA. RefSeq lists its product as uncharacterized. The record is from RefSeq and is a predicted model, not a curated record. The transcript has a single exon. The coding region runs from base 1 to 450 and encodes 149 amino acids. Lineage: Eukaryota; Fungi; Ascomycota; Eurotiomycetes; Chaetothyriales; Herpotrichiellaceae.
AUGUCUUCGGUCACGCUCUUCGUAGAUACGGAGGUCUUCUCGUUGAGUAGUGUGCUCGCGGCGUGGACGGUUAGAUUCUCUGGUAGUGAUGUCAACCUCUUCCCGAGAGAAUCGAGUAUCUUCCCGUCCGACGCGCGAGGGUUGUUGAAAGUCGGCUUCUACCUUGGUGACGGUGGUUUCUGUAGAAGCUUGUGCGUCACUCCUGUACGUAGACGGGAAGACACUGACGGGGAUGGGGACUCGGGCGUCAAAGUCCAGAUUGCCGGAGUUGAAGUGUCUCUACUCUCGGGUUACCUUGCGGCAGUCGAGAGUAAGAGACUUGACUGGGAGGAAAAGAAGAAGAAGAGUCGGUGCACGCUGAACGGAGCAACAAGUGGUCUGUGGGAUGGAAGAAUGUGGAAGAGGAGAAGAAGAAAAAGCAGGGCUCAGACAGAGACCAAUGCAAUUUAA